Colletotrichum gloeosporioides is the source of this 264-nucleotide messenger RNA. RefSeq lists its product as uncharacterized. The transcript has 2 exons. The record is from RefSeq and is a predicted model, not a curated record. Lineage: Eukaryota; Fungi; Ascomycota; Sordariomycetes; Glomerellales; Glomerellaceae. Bases 1 to 264 code for a protein of 87 amino acids.
AUGAUUGAUUGCGCCAAAUCGAACCCCACAAUCGACCUUAAUUACGCGUUUCAGUGUGGCACAUAUCUCGAGUCCAGCGGCAACACACGAACGAGGCUACUCGUAUCCAGUCAGCGCUCGCCAGUGCGUCGCUUCAAAGAGCUCAUCAUACUCUUAAGCAAUACGAAUAAUGGAUGGUCGAUCAAGAUACGGGUGCCGGGCGUGUACUACAUAAACCUAAGCUCCGACUUUGAUCUCUCGAACUGCAUGUUCUGUGGUACAUAG